Molecule: messenger RNA, 2140 nt
Organism: Scatophagus argus
Lineage: Eukaryota; Metazoa; Chordata; Actinopteri; Scatophagidae
Product: STKc_p38 domain-containing protein
Exons: 11
Coding region: 122-1348 (408 amino acids)
Biological process (GO): protein phosphorylation; intracellular signal transduction
Cellular component (GO): nucleus; cytoplasm
Molecular function (GO): ATP binding; MAP kinase activity
Source: RefSeq, a predicted model, not a curated record
GGCGUUUCCUCCAGCGUGUCUUACCUUUGCUGUCAGAGCUCACCUGACAAGUUAAAAGUCCAAGACUGUCAGGACGUUUUAUGGCUAUAAGCCCAGCUGGAAAUUAAAACAGAACAGCGCCAUGGAGUCUCCAGGGAAGGACUCCCCCGUCAGACCAGGUUUCCACAGACUGGAGGUCCAGAAAACGACGUGGGACAUCCCGGAGAGGUACACGGCUCUGCGGGCGAUCGGCUCCGGAGCUUACGGGACAGUUUGUUCUGCCAUUGAUCAGAAGACGAAGGAGCAGGUGGCCAUCAAAAAGCUGUAUCGUCCUUUCCAGUCGCUCAUCCAUGCCAAACGGGCCUACAGGGAGCUCAGGCUGCUCCGCCACAUACAGCAUGAAAAUGUGAUCUGCCUCCUUGACGUCUUCACCCCUGACUCUACGCUGGAAAAAUUCCAAACCUUUUAUAUGGUAAUGCCAUUCGUAGCCCAGGAUUUAGGCCACAUCAUGAAGAAGCGGAGAUUAACUGAUCGCAUUAUCACUUACCUGUUCUACCAGCUUCUGAGAGGACUCAAGUAUAUUCACUCUGCUGGGAUCAUUCAUCGGGAUCUGAAACCUGGUAACCUUGCUGUGAAUGAGAACUGUGAAUUAAAGAUUCUGGAUUUCGGACUAGCCAGACAGACGGAGAGCGAAAUGACUGGUUAUGUUGUGACACGGUGGUACAGAGCGCCAGAGGUCAUAUUCAACUGGAUGCACUACAGUCAGACAGGUACUAAUAUUACCUCCCUCAUACAAAUAAUAAUUUUCAGCGUGUUGAAAAUACAACAGAAUACUGCAAUAUGCUAUGACAGAGAUUUGAUUUUUGUUAUUAAAAUUCUCUCUCUGUGCCCCUUCAUCACAGUGGAUGUGUGGUCAGCUGCCUGUAUCCUGGCCGAGCUGAUUACAGGCCAGGUGCUUUUCCAAGGACAUGACAGCAUUGAUCAGCUGAAGAAGAUCCUCCGUCUGACAGGAACACCAGACUCCUCCCUGGUUCAAAGGAUGCAGAGUAAAGAUGCACAAUCAUAUGUCCAAGGUCUUCCACCACAGAAGAAGAAAAACUUCAGGGAAGUGUUUUCAUCCAUGGAUGAAAAUGCUGUAGACCUACUGGAGGGUAUGUUACUGCUGGACCCAGAGACAAGGCUGACAGCAAAGCAGGGACUGUCACACCCUUACCUGGCUGAAUAUCAUGACCCAGAGGGCGAGCCAGACUCUGAGCCUUAUGACGACUCAUUUGAGAGCCUGGAGCUUGCUGUUGGGGAGUGGAAGAGUCUUAUACACAUGGAGAUCAUGACCUUCGACCCUGAAGACCCCAGUAAGACAGCCAUGUAGGAUGCUGUGAUGUGCUGGUACACAUAAAACACCUGCUGAAUGCUGAAGUUUUGGGGUGUAUCUGAUUUGUAUUGCAAUUCCAAUGCAAUUUACUAAAGGGCAGCUUUACUUGGUAUGGUGGCCUGAGAGGGCUUUAAAAAGAGAGUCUAAUUCUAGCAGUAAUGUUGUCUUUAUUCGAUAAUAUUUAGAUUUUAAUUUGAAUAGAAAUCAGAAUUGGCACCUCCGAUUUCAUCCAAAAAGUAAACCACAAAAUUCUAAAAUGCUGUCUUCUAGUACAUACAAUAUAUGUAGACCGAAUAAUGCUAACUCAUGGUGUAUGAAAUAUUAAAUGAUAAAUCCAUCCAGGAGGAAGAGGUUGAAGGCAAUGAGAAAAGUAGUAAGUGAACCAUGAGUUCAUAUUAUUUUGUUAAAAACUUCUCUUUCCAAGGUCAAGGAUAAACUAGCAUCUACAAACUAUCUACAAAAUAUCUUAUUUAUUGACUAUUGUAGAAUGGAUGGUAAAAUAAAUUGCAAUUUGUUUAAUUGAAUAGAAUGCAAAUUAAUAGAAAAGAUAACCCAGAAAGGUAACCCGCUCUUAUAAUACAAUUACCCUUAGUUACAUUUUGUCUUACUUUACAAGCACAGUUAUUGUAUAUGUCUCAUUUUGUAUGCUUUUGUGAAACAUAUUCAUAAUAUGUAAAGUGUGCAAUUUAGUGCAAUUUAUCUUUUUACUCAUUUGGAAAGAUGUGGGAAAUUAUUAUUUUGGAUCAUUUUUACUGUUGGAACUCAACUGUUUUCAAAUAAAAGAUUACA